This is a messenger RNA of Triticum urartu, 1194 nucleotides long. Lineage: Eukaryota; Viridiplantae; Streptophyta; Magnoliopsida; Poales; Poaceae. The record is from RefSeq and is a predicted model, not a curated record.
CAUGGCUCAGGCUCCUUCCAAGGUAGAAGACGGUGCUACCAUGAGCGCUGCACCAUCCAAAUCAAUAAGCCCCAAAGAUUUGAUAUCCACGCUCCCAACAAGUAGUGAUGACUGGUGCUCGGGGCCGCUCGUUCUGUACAAGAACUACUGGCUGAGGUCCACGGUGCUGGAGCGGAUCCUGCUGGCCCAGGCCACCAUGAAGCCCCGGGAUGACGACAUCAUCCUUGCCACACAGCCCAAAAGCGGCACCACCUGGCUCAAGGCCCUCGCCUUCGCCAUCACCAACCGAAGCCGGUACGGCUUCGGCGACCACCCCCUCCUCACCCACCACCCUCACCAGCUCGUGCUGAGCAUCGAGUUCCACGGCCCGGGCGGGGACCAUACCGACCUCAAUGCACUUGCGUCUCCUCGGCUUCUCUCCACGCACAUUCCCAUGUCGCUGCUCCCGCCGGGGAUGAGCCCAUCCAGCGGCCGUCGCGUCGUGUACCUCUGCCGAGACCCCAAGGACACGUUCGUGUCUCGGUGGCAGUGGCACUUCGACAACAAGAUCUUCCACGGUUCCACCAUGGAGCUGGACAAAGCCUACGACUUGUUCUGCCGGGGGCUCUCGCCUUACGGGCCUUUCUGGGAGCACUACCUGGAGUACUGGAAGGCAAGCUUGGUGACGCCGGACAAGGUCCUUUUCUUGAAGUACGAAGAGAUCAAGGAAGACUCGGUGAGAGUCGUGCAAAAGCUUGCAGCGUUCCUCCGUGUCCCUUUCAGCCAGGAGGAGGAAAGCUCUGGUGUCCCGGAAGAGGUGGCGAGGCUCUGCAGCUUUGAGACAGUGACGAGCCUACAGGUUAACCAGGUAAGUGUUGUCAAUGAUCACGGAGAUCACAGGUUUCCUGCUAAUUCAGCCUUCUUUAGAAAAGGACAAGUUGGGGACUGGGCGAACCACAUGAGCCGAGAGAUGGGGGAAAACAUGGAUCAGAUCACCAAAGACAGGCUCAAGGGAUCUGGACUCGCCUUCUGAUUUGCAUUUCUAUUUUCUUAUCUGCACACCUCUGUUUCGUACUCAUAGUCUCAUACACAUUUCGGACUAAAGAAGUUUCUUUAAACGGUGUUGUCUUUUGUAAAAAAAAAAGGUGAGUGGCUCGACAUGCCAUGAGCAUCUUGAAAGUCUGUGAAUAAAAAAGAUAAGACUUUGUCUGAGUA